AGGGCCCCUGCUGCCACCCCCGGCCCUGCCAGCCGCCCACCCUGGGCUGUGGACCCCUCGUUUGCCGAGCGCUACGCCCCGGACAAGACGAGCACGGUGGUGAGCAAGCACAGCCAGCCGGCCACGCCGACCCCCAUGCAGAACCGCAGCUCCAUCGUGCAGGCAGCCCAGCAAGCCCCCGAAGGGCCCGGCCGUACACCCCUCUGCUACAAGUGUAACAAGGUCAUCAGGGGACGCUACCUGGUGGCACUGGGACAUUAUUACCACCCCGAGGAGUUCACUUGCUGCCAGUGCAGGAAGGUGCUGGAUGAGGGCGGCUUCUUUGAGGAGAAAGGCUCCAUCUUCUGCCCCAAGUGCUACGACACACGGUAUGCGCCCAGCUGUGCCAAGUGCAAGAAGAAGAUCACCGGGGAGGUCAUGCACGCACUGAAGAUGACCUGGCAUGUGCAGUGCUUCACGUGCGCUGCCUGCAAAACUCCCAUCCGCAACCGUGCCUUCUACAUGGAGGAGGGACAGCCCUACUGUGAGAGAGACUAUGAGAAGAUGUUUGGCACCAAGUGCCGUGGCUGCGACUUUAAGAUUGAUGCUGGGGACCGGUUCCUGGAGGCGCUGGGGUUCAGCUGGCAUGACACUUGCUUCGUCUGUGCGAUCUGCCAGACCAACCUGGAA
Molecule: messenger RNA, 669 nt
Organism: Cariama cristata (Red-legged seriema)
Lineage: Eukaryota; Metazoa; Chordata; Aves; Cariamiformes; Cariamidae
Gene: PDLIM7
Product: PDZ and LIM domain 7 (enigma)
Exons: 5
Biological process (GO): muscle structure development; actin cytoskeleton organization; heart development
Cellular component (GO): adherens junction; filamentous actin; stress fiber
Molecular function (GO): actin binding; muscle alpha-actinin binding
Source: RefSeq, a predicted model, not a curated record